AUGGCAGCCUCCAGCCUCGUCCGAACUCGUCUGAGAGCCUACAGACCCAGCGAACGUUUGCAGAGGUACCAAAGAGAAAGGAUCGGACAGAGUGGAAGAGCUGCCGCCUCCGAGACAUAUGUGCCACCCUCCAACCUGUCGCCUGCCUCACCAGUUCAAUCAGUCGGUGAUCGUGGUGAUCGGCCGAGAUCGAAACGGAGGAAGUUGACUGACGGUACAUAUGAGGAUGAACCUCGAACGUUUAGCUAUGGGCACAAAGGUCAGGUCGUCCCUGGUCAACUGAGGCUGGAGAUUAUCAGCUGUGACGGCGGAGAAUAUUCCGAUCCUCAUGUGGCCAUCAAUUCUUAUCCACAGAAUGUCCUCAAAGACGAUACCAGCGUCUACUGCACCAAGUCCAACAAAUGCAACCUCUUACUGAAGCAUGUGGGUGGAAUGCCUUUUACCUUGACCGAGAUCGUGGUUAAAGCCCCACGUACCGGUUACGAUGCACCAAUUCAAAACGGGUUGAUUUUCGUUGCAAUGGAAGAUGAUAAUCUCCUCGAUCGGACUUCUCAGUACGAUGUGCGCUGGUCUCCAAAGAGCUACCGCCAUCAACGACACAGACCAAAUGGAUAUCGCCCUUCCCAUGAGUAUAUGAACUCCACAAGGUCUCCUCUCAGGUCCAUUGAUCGUUCUAGGUACCUCAACAAUCCCACAAGUCCUGAAGGUGACUCUCAUCUCGAGGUCCCUCUCGUACCCGGUCUUCAUGUAACAGUGGUAGAACCGUCUGAUGGAGAAGAUGGCGGUGAGGGACCACCAUCACCGCGACCGUGGCACGACGAUGAAUAUUCAUUGAGAUCCUACGUCGAUCGGUAUCGACCAGUAUAUUUCGGAAACGACCGCAAUGAUGGUCCUUGGUCUAAUUCGAGCGACUCAGAAGGCUAUGAGCCCGAUGUUUCUUUCGAAGACAGGGAAUCAGGGGAAACAGAACGCUUCCAACGGCAGCAACUCGAUCUCGAAAAUACACUCGCCCAUCGGAAUCGCAUGCUGGAUCUCAUGCGGGCACAGCAAAUUCGUGAGAGCGAUGAGUUUUUUGGGCGUCGUAGCCGGGAAGUCGAGCUCGAUGAAGAGGCAUCGUACAAUCAUCGCUCAACUUCAAGUCGGAUAGGAGCUCGAACGUUUGCUCCGGCGAUUGGGACGCCGGAUGUUGGUUAUCCCUCGGAAGAGCGGUCCAAUCUAUCAACAGAAGCUGAAGCUUCGACCUCGAAAACUGGGUCCAUUGGAGUGGCAGCUAGCUCCUCUGCAAGAGCUGGCGUUGCGCCACACGCUUUGUUCUUCAUCAGUCGAAGCAAAUCUAGCACGGAAAUUAAAUUCGACCCUCCAAUUUCGGGUCGCUAUAUUCUUGUCAAACUAUGGGCGCAAUGUCCCAAUGCCAAUAUUGACAUUCAAGCUAUUCUGGCACGAGGAUAUGGCGGCCCUCGUUUCUUCCCCAUCUCGGAGAUGAGGUGA
Molecule: messenger RNA, 1488 nt
Organism: Cladophialophora psammophila CBS 110553
Lineage: Eukaryota; Fungi; Ascomycota; Eurotiomycetes; Chaetothyriales; Herpotrichiellaceae
Exons: 2
Coding region: 1-1488 (495 amino acids)
Source: RefSeq, a predicted model, not a curated record